ACUAGUUGUUCCAUACCACCUCAGCGUGGUAGUUUUAUUGUUAAAAAUUGUUAAAAUUCAACGUAUUUUAAACAAAAUGCUAGACAUCAGUAACGUGCCUUCGUUCACGGAGUUGAGUGAAUUUGCUAGUACCAGUGCUGGCGGUAAGGUAAUAUUCGCCAGUGAUGACUUCUUCGCAACAUGUGAAAACAUGAUAGCAGACUCGGAGCCGAUUUUCAUCGCCGAGAAAUACACGGAAUUCGGAAAAUGGAUGGACGGCUGGGAAACGCGACGCAAGAGGAUACCCGGCCACGAUUGGUGCAUACUGAAGUUAGCUACGAAGUGUGUUGUUAGAGGACUACUAGUAGAUACAGCGUUCUUCACUGGAAACUAUGCACCUAAAUACUCCAUCCAGGCAGCCUGUUUGACUCCUGAAGAGGAGGCGUUAUUACCGGAAAGGGACACACAAAUGGGGUCGGCGUGCACCGAAUGUGACUUGGAGCGGCUGAAACAGCUUAGAUCUGACAAAUGGGAGGAAAUUGUCCCCGUAACGGCGCUCCGGCCAGGCUACGAUGACACCAGGAUGAACUACCAGAAGGUUGUGUCUGAUGAAGCAUUCACUCAUAUAAGAGUGAAUAUAUACCCCGAUGGCGGCAUAGCAAGACUGCGAGUAUUCGGUGAGGCGAAGCCUGAGGCGCCGCCCUGUGAUCAGUUAGUGGAUCUGGCGUCUUUACUCACUGGAGCUACUUGUGUAGGACAUUCUAACGCACACUACGGUCAUCCGAAGAAUGUAAUAAAGCCUAGAAAAGGGGAGACCAUGGCAGAUGGAUGGGAGACAGCUAGACAACUUGACAGACCAGAAAUUCUUGAAUCCAGUGAUGACGGUACAUUGAAAACUACAGGAGAAGAGUGGGCAGUCUACAAAUUGGGUUUCAAUGGAAGAAUCCAGAAGAUUUGCGUUGAUACAGAACACUUUAAAGGCAACUAUCCUGAUUCCAUAAAAAUAGAGGGAACAUUAUUAGAUCAAGAGGAAUGGACGCAUUCAAAACCUAUCACCUGGUACAACAUUUUAAAGCCAAGCAAGCUAUCAGCCCACAACGAACAUUGGUUUACUUGCAACUCUGACGUCAUCUCACACAUCAAGGUCACCAUAGCACCAGACGGCGGAUUCAGCAGACUUCGGGCGUUCGGUCACAUUGAGCCUACUAUAAUUUGAUACACAUUGAUUUAACUUAAUUUUAAACCUUAUUGCUAACACAUACGAUCGAAGAUCGAACGUUUUUUUAAAGGUUAUGGUUUUCACAGUUCUGACUUUAAGACAUUUCUUGCUUGAGCACUUUUCUCUCUCUAUACUGAUAUUUUUAAAGGGGUAAAGUUUGUAAGGUUGUAAGGGAUCCUGGAUCUACUAAACUGAUAGAAAUAAUCUAUUUGAUUGUCCUUUAAUAAAAUUGUUGGAACAUAUUUAUAUCACCACUAUCAGUCACCACUGUGUUCUUGUGUGAAGAAAUCAUACGAUUCUUUGUUUCUCUGAAUAUUUAUCAUAAAUUGUAAAUACUUGGAUUUUAUAUAUAUUGUCGUAGUACCUACAAAAUAGAAUGGUUGCAUGUUGUUGUUAUGUUUAGGACCUGUUUCAUAAUCUUCUGAUUAGUGUCACAUAGCGUAUAUCACAAAGGAGACCGACCAUUUCAGGCCCAGCCCUAUAAAUAAAAAAAAAUGCGAUAAAUAUUUUCUAAUAAAUGAAAAUCAUCAAAAAUAAUUAGAAUUCACUGCUUUUAACAUUUUUUUAAAAUGUGUGCUCUUUGUUGAAGUAGUGCAUUUUAUUGAUUAUGCAACUUUCAAUCAAACACAAAAUAAACAAGUCUAAAACUAACACUUACUUGGACAUAGUAAAUCCAUUAAAAAAAACAUACAUACAGCCGAACGUAGAACCUCCUCCUUUUUGGAAGUUGAUUAAAAAAGAUUCCGAGGAAGAUUCAGUUUAAAAAUGGUCGGUCUCCUUUUAUCUUUGUCAUAUUUUGACUUAAUAAGUAAUAAAGUACUUACGUUCUACGACUAUCUGACACUCAUCAGAAAGCAGUGGUAGGUGUCCACAUAUCCGCACCGGACGCAUCAUACAGAUUUUAAAUUUUACGGUAGAUACGUGCGAUCCGUAAGAUCCGAUAUGUGGACGCCUUCCAUAAACCGGCCCUAAGUAUCGAAAGUCCAUGAAACUUGUUAUGGCUUAGUGAUAUUAUCAAUAAAAUAUCUUUGUAAUAUUUAUUACAAUUCUAAGAUUUGAAAAGUAUUAUUUUAUACAGCGUACAAAAUAGUGUUGUGUUGUGUUGUGUUGUUAAUAUAUUUUUUUAUUUUAAGACAUUUAAUAAAUUGGUUAAUUCCAUUA
Messenger RNA from Bicyclus anynana (squinting bush brown), 2359 nucleotides. Its product is annotated as allantoicase-like. Bases 77 to 1195 code for a protein of 372 amino acids. Gene Ontology annotation, biological process: allantoin catabolic process. Lineage: Eukaryota; Metazoa; Arthropoda; Insecta; Lepidoptera; Nymphalidae. Gene Ontology annotation, molecular function: allantoicase activity. The transcript has 8 exons. The record is from RefSeq and is a predicted model, not a curated record.